AUGAGUGGGGAGGCUCAAGAAAGGAAUGUCGUCAUGGAGGAAUCUAAUGUUGGAGCUCAGAAUUCUGAUGACACUCUUGUAGUGUUAGAAUUCUCACCUAAAGCUCCUGCUGAAACUAAAGAAUGGCUGACAGCACUUAUAAAAGCUCCAGGUGUGUUUGUUAUUAUUUGUCCUACAUGUAAUUCUAACAGAAACUUUGAUGGACUGUUUCCUUGCCUGUUUAGAGUACAGAGAAAUGUUGUAACAUAACAACAUAGUUGCCUUGUUGCUUGUUUCUUCUUCAAAAUUUAAGGGCUACUUUGGACAGCAUUGUUAUUGACUAAUCUUGCAAAGAUUUUAAAGGGGGCAGUGGUUCUAUUCAUUAACCCGUUAAGUCCCAAUAUCCACAAACAAGUUCUCUAGACCAUCAUCAACCUAAUUAAUACAUUAACUCCAUGGGUUUCAAUAAGCACUGACGUCUGACGAAAUGUGCCGGCUACUUUGCUCAGAGAAGUCGGCUACUUUUUUCUAGAAAGAAGGAGCAACUAGUUUGAAUAAUGUUGUAACCAAAAAGUGCAUCAGAAAAUCUGAAUGAAAACGUAAUUAUGUGUUUUCAGAAUGGCCCACUUGUUUAUACUUAAGUCAUGUGAAUGCUGUGUUUCAGCCAUUUUUUUUACAAGUUUCUUAGGUUUAGGCAGAAUUUGUUUGCAUGCAAAAGUAUUUAGAUAAUCAUCAUUUGUUCAUUGGUUGUAGGAAUUGAUUGUGUGGCUGAUAGAUCGAAAAUUAAAUGAAAGCUACAUUCUCUUGAAAAGAAAAAAAGAACCACGCUCUUUUGUCCUCAGUUUAUUCCCCAGAAUGCUGGAAAUUCCUUUUAAGGCUUUGAAAUUUCAACAUUUUUUUGGGAAGCACGCCCCAGCUCCCCUCCCCCCUAGAAAAAGCGGACUAACGGCCUCUUGUUGAUACAGUCAGUUACUCUAUGCAAACCUGCUGGCUACUUCAAUCUUUAUUGAAACCCCUGAACUCAAAGAAUUAGUUGCGAGAAUUUGUUUAAAGAUCAAAGCAUUUUAUUUAAGUAUUUUACAUUGUUAGGAGAAAUUUGAUGUUAGUUGCUCCUUGAACUUAAAAAGGUUGACCAUAACUUGGCUGGUUGUUGUUUCUGUGUAGUCAGCAGUGGAGGUGCUGGGCUCAAGACAAAGCUUGUUGCAAAUGCUUUAAAGAACUGCGACACCCUGCAUAUUUCUGCAGACACCAAGCGUCUUCUUGCUGGUGCUGAGAAACUAAAAAUCAAAAAGCGCCAUAAAUCUGGAGCUAUAAUGGAUUUCUGUUUAGAACAGCGCAAGGAAUUCAAAGACUUUGUUAAUGAUGGUGAAGAAUUUUUGAUGGUGAGAGAGAAGGAGCGUAUUAUUUAUGUUGCACUGGAGAGCAUCAAAACUCAUGAAGAUGGAACUGUUCCUGGUUAUAGUGACGUAAAGAUGUAUAAAAACAGGGCCCUUAGUAAGUACAUGUAUUCAAUAUUGUCUGACUUGCAGGAGACAAAGUGGUGACUCUUAGUCAAUAGCCCAUGAGGCUGAAGUAAAAUCCAACUAGUUGGUCAACAAUAUCGAGACGAAACAACCUCAGCUAGUUGAAGCUAGACUUUAACCCUUUUUUCUGACAAAAAGCGGGCGCUUUUCGCUACUAGUGGGCUAUAACAUAUAGCCUAGUAGUAGCUCAACCAAUCAGAAUACAGCAUUGAUAAUAGACCACUAGUUGGAUUUUACUAACGAGUGAUAUUUUUGGUCAAUGUCUAAUAGAUACCCUGGGAGGGGGGACUGGGGGGAUGGGGGGGUCACUCAAGGGACGUUUGGUAGAGGUGAACCACUGCAGAAGCCUUCAAACCCUGACACUGUUAAAAAGAAAAUUGUUCAUUUCUCUACCCUGUUUAAAUCACAAGAGCUUUUUUCAUGGCCCUGAUUUAUUUCGUUUCCUAUACAGAAUUAAGUAUUUUUUUAAAGUAACCUUGUGGAUAAUAGAUUUUUUUCCACACAUGUAGACUGCUCAUUACCAACACUCACACUCUUUUGAAGGCCUCUGGUUUAAAAAGACCCCCAAUUCAUGAUGCUAAAUAGUGAAAUUGUAGACACUGUUAAAGACUGACAAGACACUGAAAAUCACACCCUGCUCUGUACCAAUUUAGGCCAAAUAAGGGAGUGCCUCCACCCUCAUCCUGAGUUAUUACGUUUCUAAUUACAGGCACGGUUAUCUCAACAACUUAGGCAAUAAACAUUGUUCAUGAUGCUUGCUGUUUCUGCAUUUGCUGGAGGAUUGAUAUUGUUAAAGCAAUGUCAAGGGUUAAAAAAUUUUAACCUGAAUCUAAUUUUAACCUGUCACAUUUCCCCCUCCCCCCCUCCCCUUCCAAAAAAAAAAGAGAACCCUCGUCCACCCAUAUUUUAUCAUUGUACUACAUACUUCCCCAUUUUUGUGUGCAUCAUUGGCUCAAGUUGGUUGUAAAUACAUCAUAGCAAUCAUGGCCAUUUCCCUGAAUAGGCUUAUAAGAAGGAGCUGAUGAACUUUGCACGGGUUAAGGGAACUUACCAGUGUAUGAAUGAAAUAAAUAAUGUAAUUUCCAAUUUAAGUCAAUGCCAAGAAUGAUAAAUUAUUAUUUCCAUUUUCUGUUACAUGUACAUGUAUUUUGAUAAGCCAUCAAUUUAGAAAUGAUUCAUAAAAGAAUGUUGACUGACAUGCAGAAUUGCACUUAAAUCAGACAUUUAUUGAUUCUCCUUUCACAGUUCCAAGGUGCAUAUCCAAGGGAAUUGUUACCCAGAUCUUUCCUCUCCACGACCAUGAAAAACUUAAAGUCUUGGAACACAAGUGGUAUCUGAGCUUCUCCAGAAAACAACCUCUAGGUAAGCUGACUUUGCGGUCCUGUCCUGAGGCUGUCCACAAUAUGGAGAGUGGAGUGUAAUUGGGUUGAACUCUAUCUUGUGGCACACUUCUAAUCAAUAGUUUCCUGUGUGUGGUGUUUGUAAGUAGCUUUAACACAUAUGUUUUCUUAGGGGUCAGAUUAGUUUAUUGCAAGUGUUUGUUUUGAGUGGCCCAAAUAAUCAGAGAGUUUAAGCAAUGAUAAUGACAGGAGCAAAAACAUGUCUUAAAAUUACUAAAGGAAUGAAAUUUCACUCUAUAAACUUCAUUACAAUAAUAUUAUUAUUCAGUCUCACUUUGUCAAAGUAGGUGAACUUUCCUGAGAUAGCUGAAUUCUUAGGGUCAGGAUUCACAAGUUCAAAGAAGAGAAAGAAUUACGUUUGUCAUCAUACGCUCACAUCGUCUAUUCAGUGUCACUGUACUAACAUUGCUUUUUGGUGUUCUUGUUGAAUUUGCCAUCAUUGCUUCUUGCUGUGGUUGCCAAUAGGCUCCCUUUUAUCAUGGCAUCUUUACUUUAGAGAUGUGUACCAUCUUUUAGCUUUUCCAAAGGCAGAUAAUGAUCUUUUUCAGGAAGAAAAGAGAAAGGGAACUUUCUCUCUAAAAUACUGAUUUUUUCUAUCUAAGUUCUAAGGAUUGUUCACGCUUAAGUUGUUUGGGCCUCAACCUACAAUCAGUGGAAAAAUUGUUGAGGUCCUCAAAUUGGGUAACUUGGAGAACAAAACAAUCCACACCCCUCCCCCCCCCAUCCAUUCAAACAUGGGGUGUUUGUUUUUUCUACAGUUAGCGUGAACAGCGGCACAAUGUUGUAUGGAGGGGGUGAAGGAGGAAAGAUUUAUUUUCCCCUAAGUUGGCAAAAUGUCAGAGACGCGCUUUAGGCAAAGUUUCUGAACUAGUUUUGUUGCCAGUUGUAGGUAACUGCACAGUUCACAAUAUAGCUGUUAAUUUCCCAAUGAACUGUACAACAUGACACUGUAAAAUUACCAUGAAAUUGUCACUGAGUCUUUUCUUUUUUAUAAUCCAUGUCCUGCAGUUUGUUUAACAUUUUCCUUUCCGACAUAAUUCUCUUCUCCAGAUGACAUACGUGAAUACUUUGGAGAGACCAUAGCGAUGUAUUUUGGAUUCUUGGGUUUUUACUCCAUGUGCCUUGUUCCACCAGUUUUGUUAGUUGUUGUCUUUGCUCUGUCUGGAGCACAUGAACAAACAAAGAAUACAGUGUUUGCUAUCUUGAACCUUGUCUGGGGUACUGUCUUCUUGGAGGCAUGGAAACGUCGCUGCUCUGAGAUCUCCUUUAGAUGGGGGACUCUAAAGUCAGGCAUAGGUGAGUGGAUGUAAACUUUUUUUUACAGUGGAAAGUGCUCUUAGCUUGUCCAGCUGGUUUACAGGCACUUCACUCAAAUACUUAGAAACAAAUGAUUCAAAUAUAACCCAACAUAAUUAAAAACCCCAAACUGGCAGGAGGCAACCAGUUGGUUAUUUACAAGUGAACUUUACAAGUGAACUGUUUUACUCCUAGAGGUGGCCAAAGUUAGAAAUUCAGAUUUCUUUUUGUAAAAUCCUUAGAUUUAAAAAGCACCAAGUAAAUGUUCUGCAAAAAAGGUUUUAUUUGAAUGGUAGUACCAUGCGAUUUAACCACAGAUGGAAAACUUUAAAUUUCAAGUCAUUGCUCAUAACUCAUUCCUAUGAGUGCAGUAGUGUAGCCAAGGAAAAGCUAAGAAUUUUUUACUCAACUUUAACUUCAAAAUUUGUUUUCCAGAGCAAUUUGAACCAGUGGUUUACAAGCUCUCCUUUCCACCCUCUCGAUCUCUUAGCCACAUCCUUGGGAGGGAAAGUGUAGUUUACUAUUUGACCUGGGCUGUUCUGUUAUGUACUGAGGGUGGUUGUGGUUCACUGGUUAGCCACCCUCAAAAAUAAGAAUUUGAAAUUCAAGUUUAAUGAUUAUUCAGAGAGUGUUUAAAAAAAUGUUCAUAUUAUGUUUAAAAAAUUUAGUGAAAAAAUUGAAGUAGCUUACCAUUAUCUAAGAGAAGAAUAAUUUCCAAGCAAUGUAGUGUGGAGAAAAAGGGAAGUCAUUUCAAUAAAUUGAAAUUCAGUACAAACAAGGAAAAAUGAAAUGCAAAUGAACAUUUUUGCAUAAAAUGGUUUUCUGCACUCUUUUUCAUGAAUUAGGCAAUGGGAAGAAAUAAAUUUUAUUUUAAAUUUGCAAUUUAGGCACAGAGGAAGUUGAGGAGCCACGCCCAGCCUACUGGGGUGAGAAGCGCACCAGCCCAAUCACAGGACAAACAGAAUACUACUACCCACCAUGGAAAAGAAAGAUAAAGACCUACUGUGUGUCUUACCCAAUUGUCUUCUUCUGCUUGAAGAUUGCAACUGUGGUUAUGCUUUUAAAUUUUAAAUUCCUUGAUGCUGUUGAGGCCAGAUAUAAUGAUGUUGGGGGAAUUUUUGCCAGCAUCAUGCUUUCAUUACCAAGUAUUGUGUACGCAAUUGCAAUUGCUGUGUUGAAUAACCUGUAUCAUCAACUGGCGACUUUCCUGACAGAAUGGGGUAGGUUGUAAACUUCUGUUCAUCCUUUAGUUUGGUGUCCCUGUGAUCUGCCAGACAAAAAUUAUGUAGGGAUCCAAAUUUUGUGUCUCAAUAGUAUCCUCAUUUAGGGACGUUAUGUUAUGUUGGAAGUGAGAAUUGCACUUGUCUUCAGGGGAUCCAAGGACUUUUCAUGGAUUUUAAUUGACUCGAAGUGCAAUACUUUACAAAUACAUUUUUUCACGAGAACAAUUCGGUCAAGUUUGGAAGUUUCUUGACAAACUUUGCAGAGCACAACGCUAGUUGCUUCAGCUUUUGUGCUUGGUGGAAAGCUAAACAGUAGGCAUUGGCUUGGAUGUCAAAUAAAAAAAAUUCACAUAAGUUAGUCAUUCGAAGAUGAGUUUUUGUGUUAUAAUACUCGUCGGAACAAUGUUAUUGUCAUCUCGGACAACCUGACGACCACUACUAUGGAUCCCUGUCAAAAUAUAAAUCAUUGUACCUCUGUGACUGAGUAGGAAAGUCAAAUUUUAUAGAAGCUUGAUUAUCAGUAAUGACUAAGAGACUACAGUAUUUAGUCAAUCAGCCUGCUUUCAGUUCUUGCAUAAUUUAGUCCCUCUUUUUCCUUUUUGCAGAAAAUCACAGGCUGCAGUCAGCUUUUAACAACCAUCUUAUUGUCAAGUUGGUUCUUGUGAGUACAAGUACAUAAAAUUACACCAGCCACUUUCAACAUAAUUUAAUAUUAUAGUGUUUUUGACAAGGUGCUUGGUCAAUCUGCCCUGCGAAGGGAGCUCUCAAAAUGUCCGUUUUUGUUAUGGUGUACCGACACAUCUUCAACCGAAACAACUUUUUCAUUUGGUGCCAAUUUUGGUUUUACAUUGUACCAGUGUCACAGUUUAUAACUCUUUUAUCCAUUUGCUCCCUAGCCUGCAUGGCUCUUGCUUGAAAGGGACAGGGAAAGGGGAAUCGGUGACCGGUCGCUUCGCCUACGCGUUUCGGUAACGUCCCGUCUGCUAACAUCUCAAGUCGUUUCGCUUACGAAAAGAAAAAAUAGAAAGAGCGGUACACAUGUAUACUGGAUAUAUACAUCGAGACUCGAUUCUCGAGACGCGAGACUCUAUCCUCGAAAGUUUCGAGAAUCCGGAGGAUCGAGACGCGAGUGACUGUCAACUUACUUUUGAGCGGUACUGUAACUCUUUCUUUCAGCCAUGACAUGGGAAAGUCCGAUACACAUGUGUAUAUGUCGUUCUUUAAGCCUUUAAUUAGGCAAAAAAGGUUAGGCCACCGAUCUAACACCAUGGCGAAAUGACUUACAAUGUUUGCGAUAAGGACGUUGGCGAAACAACUCGUAGACGAAACGCCCUUAAAUCGCAAAAUCCACCAUGUGAGAAUAUGAAAGGCAUGAGAUGAAGGAAAGCGGGUUCUAUCCUUGCACUCACAUAAAAAUAAAUGUAAAAUGAUACUGCCACAUUGUUUGGUUUAAUUGUCUACAAUAUUGGUUGGUUAAACCUGAAAAUCAUUGUUGCUGAAUAAACAGGAUUAGAAUCAUAGUACCUCCUGUUUGUCGAAUUCUUGAAGGGUCAUCAAAUGCAGCUCGAGCCCCACCUUGAUUGGUUUCCUUUGUGGUUUCCAUGGAAAUGUUUCUGUGGAGCAUCCUCAACAAGCCUUGAAUCUAUUAUUUAACAAUUAUUCCACGAGUGCGUGUUGGAUAUGAGUUGGCUAUAAUCAUCUUAUAUCCAACAAAAGAGUGGAAUAAUUGUUUUAUUAAAAAUGCCAACAAAAUAUCUAAAAUUUUUCCCGACUUUAUUUGCAAAAACAACCGAUUUUCAGCUUGUUUUUAAUUUUGAGCAGACGCGUACAGUUGCCAUAUUUGGAGAGCAUGGUAUAGUGGCUCAUAUACCAUGAUGGCUUAGCCAAUCAGAGCUCUACAAUGCAUUAUCAAAUGAUUCAGUGUUUAAUACUUAUCAUUAGAACAUCUUCACCUUAGUUGUUUCAUUAACUGUGUUUUAUAUAUAUUUUUUUAUCCUAGUUCUACUUUGUGAAUUGUUUCUACUCGCUUUUUUACAUUGCAUUUUAUCUACAAGACAUUGAUCUUUUGCAAAGGGUAAGUUGGAACAGACCUAUUAAUGUCGUUAUCACAGGAUCAUGAUUCAUACUUUUGUUUUCAACUAUGAUGACUUGGAAACAGGGAGCUAUUUGAUAUAACUUUUAUAAGUGAAAUUUACAAAUGUAGGUAUUAUUUUAGAGUUUGAACUUGUGACGUUAUAGGAAAUGGACCCCAUGCUUCUUGGUUCCGAUAACUGAACUGAGGGGAGAUUAGGUAGAGGAAAUGGAGGAUGAAGACCUGUGAACAAACCAUUGAUACUGCCAUCCUAUUUCCAAGCAAAGCCAAACAGCUCACUUGAAAUUCUACGUUAGUAAUUUGUUUUACCGAGAUUGAAGAUUUGUUUUAGCUUUGAGAAGAAAUCCAUUUUCGUAUUUCUGAAUCGUUUGGUUGACUUAUAGAGCGCCACAUAAAAAAAGGUCGUUUCGGUCCAAAACUUUACAGAUUAUUCCAGUUCAGCUGAAAAAUAAAACGUGUACUAAUAAUAGGAAUUAAAACGUUUAUCAGCAGAGGCUUUUUUUUUUGCAUGUAGCAGUAGGUGCUAGUGCGGAAUAGUGGCCCCUUCUUACAGGGUCAGGUGAUCUAAUUCCUGGCUUUCAACCCAGAACUCAUUCAACAAAUUACCGUUUUUUGUUCUCUCCAGCACUUGGCUGCUUUAAUGAUUACGUCGCAGCUGAUUGGUCAGGUGACCGAGUCUCUGAUCCCUUACGUCAUGUUUAGAAGCCGUGUUACCAAGGUUACCAAGGAGGGAAAGAAAAUUGUAAUGAAGUCAGCUGACUUGUCUGACAUCGUUGAACGACAAGCAACUCAGGAACAGUACUUGGUAUGUUAUCGUAAAUAGCUAUUACUGCAACCUCGUCCCCAGGGUUUAAAAGAGCUGUAUCAUGCAUUUUUACCAAAUUCUGCCUCUUUGACUUAGUGGCCGCGCAAUUGAGCGGGGUAUACCCAAUAAUCCCGGGUGGGGGGAGGGGGGGGGGUACUCCCUAUAAGGGAGGCUCCGCUCAUAAGGGGUACCUUUUUCAGGCUUCGGGUGUAUAAAAGGGUAGGGAUUUCAUCAGUUGAAGUACAUGACAGGUUGGGGAAAUCUGUCAUUUCAGUCCGUAAAAGGACCAAAGAGGGCUAAAAGAUGAGUUUGAAAGAGGCAAGAAAACUUUUCAGUUUAGUGAUUUAUUCGUAUUAAAAGGCCGAGCAUUUAACGCCGUUAAAAGGGAUGCCGUGUUCUAAAAUAGGUAGUCAAAGGGUCAUUUUUUUUAUCAGUGUAAGGUAUACGAAAGGGGUACCGUUUCUGUCAAAAAUGGUAUAUAAAAUGGUAAGGAGAAGUUGGGCCGUAUAAAACGCUUGCAUCUUGCACCUUGCACCUUGCACCUAUCCCGUAGUCAUGGUGACCGUUGGUUCGCCACGGACAUAGCAGCCCUCUCCCUACAUUUAGUUUUGUUUUCAGCUUCUCUUAGGGCGUUGCAAGACUUCAACCCUGUCCACUCAGAGAUAUUAUUCUCCCAACGGAAGGAGGGGCCGACAAAAAAAACGUUUAAGAAACAGUUACGGGACAUUUAAACGUCCCAAUGAGGUUUUCAUUACACCGGUAAAAAAAUUUUGAAAACUUGUUCCAGUUUAAUGAGAAACCAAAGGGAACGAAUAUAUCUCGAGGCACUUGAAAGCUUGCUCUAAUAAUUACGUUGAUUUAGCUUCAGAAACAUUAUGUAGUUUCUUUCCUCAGGGCACAUUUGCUGAUUAUCUGGAACUGUUCCUUCAAUUUGGUUAUACUUUCCUAUUUUCCUCUGCCUACCCCAUGGCCGCUUUUUGGGCGUUAUUAAACAAUGUGAUUGAGCUUCGAACAGAUGCUUUCAAGAUGUGUCGCAUCUUCCAGCGACCGUUUGCUGAACCCGCAAACUCCAUUGGCGCCUGGCAAGUGAGUAUUUCUCUCCUUUCUAGCCGGCAUAUCAAUUUCAUCGUCAACCACAACGCCGUUAAUGUCAGGUGACAAGACACUGCAGGGCUGCAAAUUAUUAUUUUUCCUUGUGAGGGAAAUUUUCAACUCAAGCAAAAUUUUGGUCAGACAAGACAAAAUUAUAUUGUCGGACAUUACUUAAUCUUGAUUUUUUUCCUCUGUUUGAUCAUAAAGUUAUGCUAUGUUUAAUUACUCAGGACAGAUGAAAAAUUGUUAAUUGUCAUUGAUGAUUUGAAAGCCGGACAUAAUGUCCGACCAUUGUUGAGAUUUUUAUUAUUGGAUGUGGGAAAAUUUUGGGCGGCCAUUACCCGGUGACCGAAUGUUACUUGCAGCCCUGCAUUGCAAAGUCAUCAUUUGGCCUGUCUUAAUAAAAUCUCUUUUUUCUUUAGUCAAAUUGUCUAAGGCGGAGCACUUCCGUCGUCCACCCUAACACAUGGGUUAUUUUGAAGAUUCUGGAAGUUGCUACGCCUCCUUGUUGCGUGAGAAUCUUGGCGUUUUGACUUUCAAGACAGUCGUUGUCAUUUCCUCUCCUCCUGGCAGGAGGAUGCAAACCAACCGUACCCCCUCAAAUGGAUGGAAAUCCAGCUUACGUAACUGACUAGGCGCUUAGUGCGAUUUUCGGCGAUAGUCGCGGGGCAAGGGGUCAUGUAAAUUUUUGGUGUGCAGCGGGAAGGAUCAUGGGAAAGCUUUAAAAGCGCAAACCCAUUGCGCUGCGACUUGGGCCGACAAUCUCAAGGAGUGCCUCGGUACGAAGAAGAGAGCAGGCAGAUUGUCUUAAGAACUUAGGUCCCCUCCACUUUGUUGCGGAUUGGUCAACCCUCCAUACUUCUCCGAUAAAAUGAGUUCAUGGAAAAUGCUGCUUUUCUAUAACGCUCUCCGGAGUGGAAAGUUUUGAAAACCCGAUUUCUCUUACUCGUGCGGACAGUUGAAACGGAAAUUUUUGAAAAUGAUGGCGUAUAAGUGUCUGAUAUCGAGAGGGUUAUAAAGAUGUUUCACUGCCAUCUUGCCUUUUUUUCUUUAAAAUGUUUAAGCUUGUUAUUACAGAACACGACUUCAUCAGUAGGGCUACACCUUGUUUGAUCUGCGUUGCGUUGCUCGUAUAUUUUUCUAUUCGCCUUGAUUUCUGUUUUCACGGUUUGUUACUGAAUUAAGUGUUUCCAUCAAAUGUUGUUUAUCAUUUCAGCCUGCAUUUGAAAUGCUUGGUGUUAUUGCCGUCAUCACAAACUGUGCGCUGAUUGGCAUGGCAGCCAAGAACUCUCAUUGGCUGCCUGAAAUGUCAACUGUUAAUGCCAUUCUGAUGUUUGUAGCUAUCGAGGUAAGAACUCGUUACAGCCUCCUAUGUGGCUGUUUUCUUUUACCUCUGCAGCGCAAAGAAGCGUGUGAUCGCAAAGGGAUCACUUGUGAACUUACCAAACAGCAAACAAACUGGAACGAAGUUAUGCGAUUGAUAUAGCUAAAGCGCGGAAGUUCAAAUAAAAUUCAAAUUCAAAUAUCUUAUUAUCCACUCCCCUCAGGGCUUUUCAGGGAUAAUUUACAACACUGAUUGGGGGACUUUGUCAGACUGCUUAAGGUGCAGUUUACAAGUAAUGAAGGAAUUAGUAAAAAUGCCCCCAUACAUGAGUGUGAAAGUGAGAUAGACCACUACACCGGGCACUACGUGCCCUACUCUUUACGAAGAUUGUGUGGGUUCUUUAACGUCCCACAGAAGAAGUUUAGGGAUAGAUUAAGAUAUCUAUACACAAAGCAAAGCGAAAGGAUUGCUAUUUAACAAGUGGUCAUUCUCUCUGACGUCACUCUGUUAUCAGCACUCUGGUUGGUCAACCGAACAGUGGCAUUUCAAUAUAAGAGUUAGUUUCAGCAUUAUUUUAACUUGUCGUUGCUAAAAGGACACUUCGAGAAAACGUCGGGGAAUAGGCUCGAUUACCAGCUACUGAGGAUGGCAGAGAAGGGUGAAACUCGAGCCUGAGGGCGUAGGGGAGGGUAUGGCCAUAUGAACCCCAGGGAAUAGCCUCGGUUACCUGCCGCUUAGCACCCCAGAGAGGGGCGGAAAUCGCGCUUGUGGGGGGCGGGUACGGCCACAAUUAGGCUACGUAUUCAAUCUCAGUAUUUGUUUCAUUGCAGCACUUUUUACUUGGAAUUAAGUUUGUGUUAGCGCUUGUUAUCCCGGAUGUACCACAGUGGGUACAAGAUGAAAUGGCUCGGCAACAGUACAAAGCUCAGCUUGCUCUGAGGGUAAGUUCUCACAAUCCUUAA
Molecule: messenger RNA, 11696 nt
Organism: Porites evermanni
Lineage: Eukaryota; Metazoa; Cnidaria; Anthozoa; Scleractinia; Poritidae
Source: the annotation of a GenBank genome assembly